Messenger RNA from Fibroporia radiculosa, 633 nucleotides. RefSeq lists its product as uncharacterized. The record is from RefSeq and is a predicted model, not a curated record. Gene Ontology annotation, biological process: cytoplasmic translation. The transcript is spliced from 7 exons. Bases 1 to 633 code for a protein of 210 amino acids. Gene Ontology annotation, molecular function: structural constituent of ribosome. Gene Ontology annotation, cellular component: ribosome; cytosolic large ribosomal subunit. Lineage: Eukaryota; Fungi; Basidiomycota; Agaricomycetes; Polyporales; Fibroporiaceae.
AUGGCGCUUCGGAUGUUGCCGGAUACUACCCGUCCGGCCGAACUCCUCAAGACUCAAAUCAUGGUUCGCUACGCUGCCGCCGCCCUCGCCUCCAACCCCGAGAAAACCUCGCGUGCUCGGGGUGAAUAUCUCCGCACGCACUUCAAGAACAUGCGUGAAGUUGCGGCGGCUCUGACUGGUCUCAAGCUGACCAAAGCAUAUACAUACCUGGCCGACGUGAAGGAUCACAAGCAGGUCGUACCCUUCCGUCGGUUCGCUGGUGGUGUCGGACGUGCGAGUCAGGCCAAGCAGUUCAAAGCAACUCAAGGUCGCUGGCCCGAGAAAUCUGUAAAAUUCGUCCUCAGUCUCCUCAAGAACGCUGAAUCAAACGCCGACGCGAAAAACAUUGACUUGGAGGAUCUUUUCAUCAAGAACAUCGUUGUCCAGCAAGCACCUAAAACCCGCCGCCGUACGUACCGUGCUCACGGUCGUAUUAACCCUUACCAGGGCCACCCUUGCCAUGUUGAGAUCAUCUUGUCUGCAUCAUCUGAGGAAGUUGAGCGGAGCAAGGACAAGGACGUAGUCGCACCAUCGUUCGCUGGUCUCAACAGGCGACAGGUUGCGCGCAGGCGGAUUGAGGCUGCCCGGACGUGA